Messenger RNA from Nezara viridula (southern green stink bug), 342 nucleotides. Lineage: Eukaryota; Metazoa; Arthropoda; Insecta; Hemiptera; Pentatomidae. The record is from the annotation of a GenBank genome assembly.
AUGGUGUCCUCAUGUUUAGGGCCUCACAGGGAGCUGGGUCAGAUCCUCAAGGAAUUGAGGAUGAUUACAGACAAGCUGCGGAAAGACGACGAGGCGGCUGAGAUCACAAAUGACUGGAAAUUCGCUGCGAUGGUUGUUGACAGACUGUGCCUAAUAAUAUUUACCCUAUUCACUGUGAUCGCUACUAUCGCAGUUCUGUUUUCAGCUCCCCAUAUCAUUGUAACAUAACUUACAACUGAUUAGUCCUCGGAACGCCCUGGAAGUAGCCAAAAUGGAUAGCGCAGGGAACUACCUUGCCUAAUUCGCUUAAGUCUUCCAGUUUGUUUGUAACCUCGGAAAAAU